Messenger RNA from Dimorphilus gyrociliatus, 1720 nucleotides. The record is from the annotation of a GenBank genome assembly. Lineage: Eukaryota; Metazoa; Annelida; Polychaeta; Dinophilidae.
AAUGAGUCUGACAAAUUCUAUUAGAAAUCGAAGUAAAAGAUAUACAACAAAAAUUAAGCAAAGAGUUUGUACACUUGGUAUUAUAGCUGAUCAUAAACUAUGGCAAUAUUACAAGCUAAACUUCAUGGAUGAUAGUGUAACUUAUAAUCGACUUCUAAAUUCAAUUAAUCUUAUUGUUGAAAUGACUAGAGAUAUUUAUAGAACAACUGAAUUUGAAACGUCUGAUGGUACGAAAAUUUUUGACGGAAUAGAUUUCGAAAUAAGAAAACUUGAGAUUAUUGAUGAUUGCUCGAAAGUAACGAAAAAGUAUCAGAUUGAAUUAUGUAAGGAAGAUAGGACACCUGACAAUAUAUUAGAAAUUAUUGGUUCGGAAAGGGAUAUCUGUAUGGAAUACUGCGUUGUUUUCGUCUUUACUCAUAGGGUAUUCGCUGAAGGUUUACUUGGAUAUGCUCACGUAGGCCAACUUUCAAGAGAUGGAGGACCUUGUCCAAAUUCUAGAUCUGAAUAUUGUUAUAACGUUGGAUUGGUAACAUCUUUAAAUCAUUACAUCCCAGUAACAAAUUACCAGCUGUCUUUAGUUUUGGCUCACGAAAUAGGUCAUAUAUUCUCAUCUGGUCACGACGAACGCUAUAAAAAUUCAAUUUGUACUCCAAAUGGCCAAAGUGGACAAUAUUUAAUGUACUCAUUCGCGAGGAGUGAGAAACAUAUUGGAUUUUGUGGUAAUAAUAUUAUUGAAUUUGAUAGAUUUAAGAACGAAGAAUGCGAUUGUGGUCUUGCAAGGAGAAAUUCUUAUCUCAAGGCCCUUGCUGCAAGAAUUGUAUCAUUCGAAAAGAUGGCUCUUGUCAAAGUGAAACUGAAUGUUCUUAUUCAUCAAAUUGCACGUAUGAGAUUGUUAGGUACAGUAAAAUGCCCUAAACCAGAUCCAAAACCAGAUGGUACUUUAUGUUUAUAUGGUACAAAAUUAUGUAGUGACGGUAGAUGUUCAAAGACUGUUUGUGAACGUUUAAAAUCUUUUAAAAGUUGCGUAAAAGACGAAAAGACUUAUCCAAAGGGAAAAUAUCCAAAGUAUUUUUGCCUUCUUGCUUGCUCUCGUUCAAUUUGCAAUGGAGAUAAAGGUUAUUGUGAUUAUUUAAACAAUUGUAGAGAUUUUCUACUAGACGGACCUUUAAAACAGAUAGGAAGGAAAUUUUAUAACAGUCUUAAAGUUAAGAAUUUAAGGGAAUUAUUUAAGAAAUACUAUUGGUCCAUUAUAUUAAUAAUUGCUAUUGUUAUAUCAUUAAAUUUUGCAUUUAUAUACGGAUUCGAUCCAUCUUGUCAAUAUACUGAAAUAUGGCUGGAUUUGUACAAACAUGUUAGAGUUAAAAGAGCACAAACGAGACAGGAUGUAGAGGAGUUAAUGUUUAAAGAAAUACGCCGGAUUCUACGUAGGAGGUCGACAGUUCUUAAGGAAAACUUACAAAGUGGUAGAAAAGGAUUUUCUGCAAUUAACUUACGUCAACCAGUUGAUUUUGACGAAAUUUCUUUAAAAGCCGAAGAAAAGACAUUUGAAAGACAAGCUCAGAGUACUGAUCCUCGUAGAGAAAGACUGUCGGUUAUCUUCAAGUCUGGACCUUAUUUAACAAGUGAGAAAACCUUACAUGAUUCUCAGUCGGAUAAUGAAAAUACGGAUAAUGAAAUUAAGAUAAACUUGAAUGAGGAAGAAGAUAAUUUUGCUGAUUAA